This is a messenger RNA of Pelodiscus sinensis (Chinese soft-shelled turtle), 1884 nucleotides long. Lineage: Eukaryota; Metazoa; Chordata; Testudines; Trionychidae. The record is from RefSeq and is a predicted model, not a curated record.
AUGUGGCCCAGGCUGCGACAGUGGGUCACAGGAAAGAGGAGGAAAAUCGAAGAAGAAACCCUUAACUCCUGCAUCCUGCACACGGUACAGAGUAGGGAUCCUGGGAGUGGUUCCCUGCAGCGGCAGGACUUGGCGCUCCCAUGCCCUGUCUCAGGCGGGUCCAGGGAGGCAGCAGCUGGGACAGCCCCGUGCUCAGUGCCCCGCUUGGCCAUUUCAGGAACCGAUGAGCACGGGCUGAAGAUCCAGCAAGCGGCGGCUGCGUCUGGGACGUCUCCCCCUGAGCACUGUGCUCACGUGUCCGGCCUCUUCCAUGACCUCUUCUCCCGGGCCGCCGUCUCCUUCACCGACUUCAUCCGCACCACCGAGCCACGCCACUGCCGGGCGGUGCAGCACUUCUGGACAGCACUACAGGGCCGCGGGAUGCUCUACAAGGCCUUCUACGAGGGCUGGUACUGCACACCAGACGAGUGCUUCCUGAGCCAGGCCCAGGUCACUGAGCGCCCUGAUGCGCAGGGCCACCCCUGCAAGGUCUCGCUAGAGAGUGGGCAUCAGGUGCACUGGACCAAGGAGGAGAACUACAUGUUCAAGCUGUCUGAAUUUCAAGAGCCGUUAAGAAAGUGGCUUCAGGGGAAUCGGCAUGUCAUCUCCCCUGAACCUUUCUACCAGCUGGUGCUCCGGUGGCUGGAAGAGGACUUGCCAGACCUGUCUGUCUCCCGGGAGAGAAGCCGAUUACAGUGGGGUAUCCCUGUCCCUGGUGACUCAACACAAACCAUUUAUGUGUGGGUAGAUGCCCUGGUGAACUAUCUGACUGUAGCUGGCUACCCUGACACACAUCAUGCCUGGUGGCCAGCUGCUCACCAUGUUGUUGGCAAGGACAUCCUCAAAUUCCAUGCCAUCUACUGGCCAGCAUUGCUCAUGGCUGUGGGCCUGGAUCCUCCGGAGCAGAUCUACGUGCACUCCCACUGGACGGUCCGAGGGCAAAAGAUGUCAAAAAGCCUGGGCAACGUGGUGGAUCCAGUGGCGUGUUUCACACGGUACACAGUCGAUGGCUUUAGGUACUUUCUGCUAAGGCAGGGUGUCCCUGAGCGAGACUGUGACUAUUAUGAGGAGAAAGUUAUUAAGCUGCUGAAUUCUGAACUCGCAGAUGCCCUUGGAGGGCUUCUUAACCGUUGUACAGCUCAUAACAUCAACCCCAGUGGGACUUACCCACCCUUCUCAGAGUUGUGUUUUCGAAAGGACUCUGCCCUCACGCCUGGGGAAGCCUCAGGAAGGGCUGUGGCUGAGGACUACCAGCUGGUAGCAUCAGUCGCCCACCUGCCCUCCCAGGUGACUCACUAUUUUGAACACUUCCAAAUAUACAAGGCUUUAGAAUCCAUCACUGCAUGUGUGAGGCAGACCAAUGGCUUCUUCCAGAGACAUGCACCCUGGAAACUCUGCCGAGAGAACCCUGCCGAGAAGCAAUGGCUUGACACCAUCCUUCAUGUCACGCUGGAAUGUCUGCGGCUUUACGGGAUUCUGCUGCAGCCAGUCAUUCCAGCCCACGGCAGACAAGUUACUUUCCAGGCUGGCUGUUCUGCCAGAGGAAAGGGCUCUCUCAGACGUGGCCUUUCUGCCUCAUCAUUCCAGCCACGGCAGACAAGUUACUUUCCAGGCUGGCUGUUCUGCCAGAGGAAAGGGCUCUCUCAGACGUGGCCUUUCUGCCUCGCUACCAUGGGAAGCUGUGUCCCUUUGAGGGAAGACAGCUUGGCCCUGACACAGGGCCCUUGUUUCCCAGACUGGAAAUGCCAAGAAGGCGUCAGUUGGAAACCAAGGGGCCGUAGACUUUUACAAAUCACUGCUGAGAAUAAAACCCUCAGGAACACGCAGGACCUGGGUCUCUGUUGA